Pyricularia grisea is the source of this 1647-nucleotide messenger RNA. RefSeq lists its product as uncharacterized. Gene Ontology annotation, biological process: D-sorbitol catabolic process. Lineage: Eukaryota; Fungi; Ascomycota; Sordariomycetes; Magnaporthales; Pyriculariaceae. The transcript is spliced from 2 exons. Gene Ontology annotation, molecular function: L-iditol 2-dehydrogenase (NAD+) activity. The record is from RefSeq and is a predicted model, not a curated record. The coding region runs from base 271 to 1389 and encodes 372 amino acids.
AAUUCCCCGAGCCAAGUCCAGUUGUAGACCUUCAGCAUGGCGCGGUGAUAAAUAAAUAAAUCCAUCCUCCUGCCUGUUUUGUUUUGUUUCGCAUCUGCUCUCUUUUCAUCUUUUAUCCCAUUCCUCUACAUUAAUUCGUACCCUUCUUCCAUUGUCGUUCACCCUGACCAGUCUCGAGGCAUAAUCUACCUUAUACCAGCCUCCGUAUCUACCCUAGGUACCCACUACUCUUCCUCCUCCCUCCUAUAUACCCAGACCCCUCUCUACACGAUGAGCGCAACAAACGGUAGCUCCACGGCAGCGCCGUCCAAGAAGAACAUUGGCGUCUUCACGAACCCCAAACAUGACCUCUGGAUCAACGAGGCCGAGCCAAGUCUGGAAAGCGUGCAAAAGGGUAGCGAUGAGCUCAAGGAGGGCCAGGUCACCAUUGCCAUCCGGAGCACAGGAAUCUGCGGCUCCGACGUUCACUUCUGGCACCACGGUUGCAUCGGCCCCAUGAUUGUCCGUGAAGACCACAUCCUCGGGCACGAAUCAGCAGGCGAGAUCAUCGCUGUCCACCCAUCCGUCACGUCUCUCAAGGUGGGCGACCGCGUGGCGGUGGAGCCGCAGGUCAUCUGCUACGAGUGCGAGCCGUGCCUUACGGGACGUUACAACGGCUGCGAGAAGGUCGACUUCCUCUCAACGCCGCCGGUGCCCGGGCUUCUGCGACGCUACGUCAACCACCCGGCCGUGUGGUGCCACAAGAUCGGCGACAUGAGCUGGGAGGACGGAGCGAUGCUUGAGCCACUGAGUGUGGCGCUGGCGGGCAUCCAGCGCGCAGGCAUCACUCUCGGCGACCCCGUACUCGUGUGUGGUGCGGGUCCCAUCGGUCUCAUCACAUUGCUGUGCGCCAAGGCGGCGGGUGCGUGCCCGCUCGUCAUCACAGACAUCGACGACGGCCGCCUCAAGUUCGCCAAGGAACUAGUGCCCGACGUCAUCACGUUCAAGGUCGAGGGCCGGCCGACAGCCGAGGACGCGGCCAAGUCCAUCGUCGAGGCAUUUGGCGGCGUUGAGCCGACCCUGGCCAUAGAGUGCACGGGUGUGGAGAGCAGCAUUGCCAGCGCCAUCUGGGCAGUCAAGUUCGGCGGCAAGGUGUUCGUCAUCGGAGUCGGCCGCAACGAGAUCAGCCUACCGUUCAUGAGGGCGUCGGUACGCGAGGUUGAUCUGCAGUUCCAGUACCGUUACUGCAACACAUGGCCGCGGGCGAUCCGGCUGAUCCAGAACAAGGUCAUCGACCUGACCAAGCUGGUCACACACAGAUUCCCGCUUGAGGACGCACUCAAGGCGUUCGAGACGGCGGCAGACCCCAAGACGGGCGCGAUUAAGGUACAGAUCCAGAGCUUGGACUAAGGGAUGGGAAGGGGGUCGGAGGAGUAGAGUUGAUGUAAAUACAAAUAAUGUGACAGAGAUGAAUUUGAACCUUUUUUGUCGACGACUAGGUAGACUGCAUUGCGACUCAUAAUCGUUCUCUCACUGAUAAUCAGUUAGCAUUCUUCCCUUACCAACAUAUGCUCAUCCUAAUCAUCAUGUUAAAAGGUCAGCUUGUGCUUCCAUGAGUGUUGCCGAGCAUUCAUGCAGUCAACGCGUGAAGGAAAAAGCAUGUGAUAG